AUGAAAAACAAGAAGCCUAAGAUUAACUGCAAAAUAAGAGUUAGAGGAAAGGUACAAGUAAGGCCUUCGUGCGAAUGCCCCAUCAGGUUUUAUCAAAGACCGGAAUUCGUUCAGGUUAGGAUAAAAAACGAUGUCUCGAUAAAAGAGAGUCUCACAGGAGCUAUAACCAAAGACCGUCGGUUUGAAGAUGCGAGCAAUCAAUUCACUGAAUUAGCCAAAACAACGGAAAAGUUUCAUAACGAUGUUAUUAAAUUUCGGGAUUCCAUGUCAAAUAUGAUAAAUCAUCAAACAAACGUUUCUGAUCUAUUGCUCGAAUUAUACAAUCCUAUUCAAGGGGAUGGCCCGUCCGAGGGGGGAGUUACCCGUCGAGUGAAAACACCCGCUCGAUCCAUGAAGGCUGUCGAAAUAUAUGCGGAGAUAAUGUCUGAAAUUAGAGAUUUGAUAUUACCAGAAUUGGAUGAUAUCGAUCAGAAGAUUGUUGAACCGGCCGUAGAAUUUAUGAAGAUUAUCAAGGCAAUUAAGAAGGUGAUUACCAAGCGCGAUCACAAAAAGGUGGAUUACGAUCGAUAUAAUCUUAGUUUGAAGAAGCUCCAAGAUAAAAAAGAUAGGUCGUUAAAUGAUGAAAAACAAAUGUUCAAGUUGGAGGAACAAUUUGAUCAAGCAACACAAGAAUAUGAGUAUUACAAUGAUCUUCUGAAAAAAGAACUUCCACUUUUCUUCGAAUUUAGAGUUGAAUUUAUCGAGCCUAUAGCCGAAAGUUUUUAUCAUAUACAACUAAAGAUUUUCGGUAUCUUAUUAGAACGAUUUGAACAGUUGGUGGAAAUAGGAUACUUCGAUACCGAGACGGAUAUAGUAAGAGGCUUUGAAAGUAGAAGAGAAGAAGCCACUAAUAUGUUAGAUGAGUUGACCAUCAUUGAUCGACGAAAACGCGAUACCAGUUCAAUUCGUUCGCGCUCUCCCAAUUACCGAACAUCAUCUUCCAGAAGAGAUUAUGAAGAAGAAUGUGAAGAUGAAGAUUAUGAUGUUCCUCCUCCUGAAUAUACACCGGUGACUAUUCCAAGGCCGAAAAGGGAGCCUCCCGAAUAUAACCCAAGAUCAAAAAAGGAAUCUCCAGAAUUAAGUCAUAAACCUGUGGUGACAAGUCCCAAGCCAAAGAAGCCGCCACCUCCACCGAUAGCCCCCAAACCAAAACUUGCGCAUUAUGUGAUUGCCUUGUAUGACUACGACGCACAAGCCGAGGGGGACUUGUCUUUUCGAAAAGAUGACAAAAUAGAGGUGAUCGAACGAACUCCCGAUGUCAAUGAUUGGUGGAAAGGAAAGUUAAAGGGGAAGAUUGGCAUGUUUCCUGUAGAGUUCGCCGCCAAAGACCAUUAUACAACAUGUCGUCACGUUAAGUGUCCACCAAAUAAAUGUUGUAGGGACAUGGCCCGAAUAAUAAGUGGUCAUCAGAAAGUGAAAGAAAUGAAGCGUCAAGCUAAAGUCGAGGACGAGUCUUGCACGCUGGACGAUUCGUACAAGGAGGUAGAUUCUGGUAAAGAUUAUAAGAAUGGGAAUGAUAAGUAA
Molecule: messenger RNA, 1563 nt
Organism: Acaulospora colombiana
Lineage: Eukaryota; Fungi; Glomeromycota; Glomeromycetes; Diversisporales; Acaulosporaceae
Source: the annotation of a GenBank genome assembly